CGUUCAUUACUAUCAAGCAUACAACGCCUGCGACGGGGUCCAGCUCACAGCGAGGAUAUGCACAAAACCAGCAUACGCGGCCCAGCGCAGGGGCAAACACACGACUAGCAAGCGACCUACCGUCCUCGCGCGCGGUAACCUGCGAUGCUCGCGGGUGACAACGUCUUGGUACUGUACCCACGGCUUUCAUACAACAUCCUCUGCGGACAAACGACCAGCACGCGUAUAGGACCGUCGACCAGCACCCGAGUACGUACAUUUAUGGCAACCACGCGAGUAUCACAACCACGCGCAGACAACGCGCACACGACCUACGCGUGUCCGGAGGACCUGUCGCUGCUGCGUGUCGCGUACUUCACGGCGCGUCGUAUAUGUCCGUAUACGGCUGCUCGUACCCAUGGACCGGCUGGUGCGCUGUGGCCGCUGGCUGCAGGCGCAGCAGUCGGAAUUCACCAUGACUUCUCGGCACCCUCCGGCGCGCAUUCAUCGCAGGUCCUGCAUAGAUUCGGUACCUCCCUUGCGCUCGGGACUAUCAGUGUAGUCGGUACGUCCGAUAAUCCAUUGAGUUCGCUUCAACAUAGUCCGCCCGCGCAUCAACAUAGCCCGCCACGCGCGCACCCUCGGGGGCGCGCUAUCAGCGCGUCCCUUGAGAUUCCCUCUCGCGGUAAGUUUACUGUGUAUAGUCGGUUGGUCAAUACAUGUCGGCAGUUCCUUCGACUGCGCAACGGGAAGCCCUCAUUCAUGGCGGAAGCCCAACACUGCAGCCCGGUCCCUCGGCCGAGUGUGAUUGUCGCGCGCGGCCGAGGGCCUCGGGUAGGAGUUAGCUCGAGCGCUUCAAAGGAGGCGCUCACAAAUCCCUGGAAGCGCUGGAAGUCUCGUUAA
Messenger RNA from Schizophyllum commune H4-8, 882 nucleotides. RefSeq lists its product as uncharacterized. The record is from RefSeq and is a predicted model, not a curated record. The transcript is spliced from 7 exons. Lineage: Eukaryota; Fungi; Basidiomycota; Agaricomycetes; Agaricales; Schizophyllaceae. Bases 145 to 882 code for a protein of 245 amino acids.